ACUGACACGUCAUUAGCUAAACAAUCAUGGCGGAUGUUCUCUCAUUCCUACUUGUAUUUGCUGUUUCGUUUGUAGCAGUUGUUUUAGGUGUACAUGUUACGGAAUUAGAUACAAACUGGUCUAUUCUCCUUGGUAUUGUUGUAUUUUUCAGUAUUUUGAGUGUAUGGAGUUUCAGAGGGUGCCGUCAGGAUAAACAUCGCCAUGUCUGUGUGCUUGUGUUGGGUGAUAUUGGACGUAGUCCCCGCAUGCAGUACCAUGCAAUCUCUCUGAGCAAGCAUGGAUACAACGUCUCGUUUGUUGGUUUCUUUGGUACCAAACCGCACGAGGAAGUCAUUGCAAAUGAAAAGAUAACAAUCAUCCCAAUAUCUGAAGUCAAAGGGCUUCAAGUUGGUCCCAAGAUUCUAAGAUACAUCACCAAAGUGGUUAUGCAAUCUCUGCAGCUCCUGUAUACACUGCUGAAAAUCGACCACCACUCCCAUGUUCUCAUGCAGAACCCUCCUGGAUUGCCAAGUAUUGCUGUUGCAUGCUUAGUAAGUAUUUUGCGUGGGACCAAAUUCAUUAUCGACUGGCACAACUAUGGAUACACAAUAAUGGCCCUCACUCAUGGACAGAGACAUCCUAUAGUCCAGGUGGCAAAAUGGUAUGAGAAGUUCUUUGGACGGUUUUCUAGUUAUAACCUCUGCGUCACCAAGGCCAUGAAGGAAGACCUCCUCAAGAACUGGAGCAUUAAGGCAACAACUCUAUAUGAUAAGCCCCCAUUAAUAUUUAAAGAGACGCCACUGGAACAUCAGCAUGAGCUUUUCAUGAAGAUGGCCAGGGUUUACCCACAGUUUAAGCAAUGUGGCGAGUCCACCAGUGAAGAUAUGGAGCGAACAGCCUUUACACAGCGCAGUGGAAACACUGGUGCUGUCAGUCCUGUUGCUAGGCGGCCCAUUCUUCUGUUGAGCAGCACCAGCUGGACAGAGGAUGAAGAUUUCUCAAUUCUGCUAAAGGCACUUGAGGAUUAUGAAGGGUUUGUGAAUGUGGGCGAGAGUCUACCAGAGCUGGUGUGUGUCAUCACAGGUAAAGGCCCUCAAAAGGAAUACUAUAAAAAACUCAUAGACUCCAAGAGUUUCAAUCACGUUAAGAUUUGCACUCCCUGGCUAGAGGCAGAGGAUUACCCUCGGCUGCUUGGUUCUGCUGAUCUCGGAGUUUGUCUGCAUAAAUCCUCCAGUGGCCUCGACCUUCCUAUGAAAGUAGUGGACAUGUUUGGCUGUUGCCUGCCUGUCUGUGCUAUACACUUCCAAUGUUUACAUGAAUUGGUAAAGCAUGAGGAAAAUGGAUUAAUAUUCCAGGAUUCAAAGGAAUUAACCGCACAGCUAAAGUUGCUGCUGUCUGACUUUCCGAGCACUGAGGGCAAACUGGGUCUCUUCAGGAGGAACCUGAGAGCCAGUGGACAGCAGCGCUGGGAGGAGAACUGGGAUCAGACUGUUCUUCCCAUACUAACAGCUGACAACAGAUAACCAACCAAAAGAGACAUUAUUUCUACAGACCAAGGAAAAUAAAUGUUUUUUUUUUGUUGUUGUUCUAUCAGAACAUCACUAUAUGUUUAGUUUUUCUCUGACAACAUCCAGUGAUUUUUUUAUUUAAACAUAAGGUCGACAUAUGUGUAUGUGUGCCAUAUGUGUAAA
Molecule: messenger RNA, 1670 nt
Organism: Clupea harengus (Atlantic herring)
Lineage: Eukaryota; Metazoa; Chordata; Actinopteri; Clupeiformes; Clupeidae
Gene: alg1
Product: ALG1 chitobiosyldiphosphodolichol beta-mannosyltransferase
Cellular component (GO): endoplasmic reticulum
Molecular function (GO): mannosyltransferase activity
Source: RefSeq, a predicted model, not a curated record